ACGCCGCGCCCCGCAGCGCCUGGCUUCCUCCUGGCUGGGGUGGCGCUGGGCCCUCGAGCGCACCGGUGACCGCAGCGGCCCCGCGCCCCUCCCCCGCCGCGCGCAGCGCACCCGCCCGUCGCUCGGCACUGGGUUGGAUGGUCGCGUCGGUCGGGGUGGCUCCAGGAUGUUAGGGACUGUGAAGAUGGAAGGGCAUGAGAGCAGCGACUGGAACAGCUACUACGCGGACACGCAGGAGGCCUACUCCUCUGUCCCGGUCAGCAACAUGAACUCCGGCCUGGGCUCCAUGAACUCCAUGAACACUUACAUGACCAUGAACACCAUGACCACGAGCGGCAACAUGACACCGGCGUCCUUCAACAUGUCCUACGCCAACCCGGGCCUCGGGGCCGGCCUGAGUCCCGGUGCUGUGGCCGGCAUGCCCGGGGGCUCUGCGGGAGCCAUGAACAGCAUGACGGCAGGCGUCACGGCCAUGGGCGCAGCGCUGAGCCCCGGCGGCAUGGGCUCCAUGGGCGCGCAGCCCGCCGCCUCUAUGAACGGCCUGGGCCCCUACGCGGCCGCCAUGAACCCGUGCAUGAGCCCCAUGGCGUACGCGCCGUCCAACCUGGGCCGCAGCCGCGCUGGGGGCGGCGGCGACGCCAAGACGUUCAAGCGCAGCUACCCGCACGCCAAGCCGCCCUACUCCUACAUCUCGCUCAUCACCAUGGCCAUCCAGCAGGCGCCCAGCAAGAUGCUCACGCUGAGCGAGAUCUACCAGUGGAUCAUGGACCUCUUCCCCUACUACCGUCAAAACCAGCAGCGCUGGCAGAACUCCAUCCGCCACUCGCUGUCUUUCAACGACUGUUUCGUCAAGGUGGCCCGGUCCCCGGACAAGCCGGGCAAGGGCUCCUACUGGACGCUGCACCCGGACUCCGGCAACAUGUUCGAGAACGGCUGCUACCUGCGCCGUCAGAAGCGCUUCAAGUGUGAGAAGCAGCCCGGGGCCGGAGGCGGGAGCGGGGGCGGCGGCUCCAAGGGUGGCCCCGAAAGCCGCAAGGACCCCUCCGGCGGCGCAGGGAACCCCGCCGAGUCGCCCCUUCACCGGGGUGUGCACGGGAAGGCUAGCCAGCUAGAGGGCGCGCCGGCCCCCGGGCCCGCCGCCAGCCCCCAGACUCUGGACCACAGCGGGGCCACGGCGACAGGGGGCGCUUCGGAGUUGAAGUCUCCAGCCUCUUCCUCGGCGCCCCCCAUAAGCUCCGGGCCGGGGGCGCUGGCAUCGGUACCCCCCUCUCACCCGGCGCACGGCCUGGCACCCCACGAAUCGCAGCUGCACCUGAAAGGGGACCCCCACUACUCUUUUAACCACCCGUUCUCCAUCAACAACCUCAUGUCCUCCUCCGAGCAACAGCAUAAGCUGGACUUCAAGGCCUACGAGCAGGCACUGCAGUACUCUACCUACGGCGCCGCCUUGCCCGCCAGCCUGCCCCUGGGCAGCGCCUCGGUGGCCACGAGGAGCCCCAUCGAGCCCUCAGCCCUGGAGCCGGCCUACUACCAAGGUGUGUAUUCCAGACCCGUGCUAAAUACUUCCUAGCUCCCAGGACUUGGGGGUUUGUCUGCAUGGCCGACCUGGUGGUAGCAGGAGAGGAAAAAAAAACCAACAGCAAACAAAACCACACACGCCAAACCAACCACAUAAUAAAAUCCCAACUAUUUUUUAUUUUUCGUGCACACUUCUCCCCAGUGCAAAGGACUGUUACUUUAUUAUUGUAUUCAACACUCGUUGUGUGUAUUAUUACAAAAACAACCGACUCCAUAUCAACCAAUCUUUUUUUUUCCCCUGCGGAAGUUUAAUGAUCCAUAAAUGUAUAUAUAGAAAAUCUUCCUCCUUCCUUGCCGUCUCGCCCUUUCGCUCUUUCCCCUGUGGACACAUUCUAGUCUGUGCAGGGCUUAUUUAAAAAAAAAGAAAAUGGUCAAGUUUGUAAACUAUUUGUUCGUGCUUUUGUUUUGUUUUGUUUUGUUGUUGCUGCCCCUCCUUACCUAAGCCCACCACACGAGUUUACAGGUCUGUGGCAACGCUCUUAACUCAGUAAAUAUGGAAAUGGAAAAGAAAUAAACAGAGAGCAGGGACUCUUGAGAAUGCUGGAAGACAGUACUGCCAUUAUGCAGUGAGGUAUAAGCAGGUUCCACACAUCAGAGCCAUCUGUGUUCAGCUUACAUUUCUGAGGCACUCAGAUAAUGGACGUCUUUAAAUGAAAUACAUAUAUAUUGUCUGUGGACUUAAUCAUGUUCACAUAUGAAGACCUCCGUCCACUUUUGCAUAACAUGUAGAGGUAAUAGGUAGGUGAUAGACACACUACAUUUUCAAACAUUGCCUGACCGAGUUACAACGAUCCCCUUCACACUUGUCCUCUCUACCCACUUAUGACCCUGAGAACCAAUCCCCCCCCUAACUCUGCUCCUUGCUCUGCGGAGUGCCAUGGUCAUGUCAUUCUGAGGUCACAUGUAUAAAAUUAGCUUUUGUGUAUGUAUAACAUUUAAAGGAUUUUUUUCCCAGGGGAAAAAAAGGAAGUAUAUUAUUGAGGAGAGAGAAGUUAUAAGAAAUGCAUUUCAAAAUUUUGUCCGACGUUCCCAAAUCCCAAUUGUGGCCAUUUCAGUUGUUGCAUCCAGUGUUAAUGCACUUUCAUAGUUGGACGUAGUGUCAGUUUUAGACAAACGGGUUCAUUAUCAUUCCUCUUUGCUUUCUCAAUGUUAAUUUAUUGCAUGGUUUAUUCUUUUUCUUUACAGCUGAAAUUGCUUUAAUUGAUGGUUAAAAUGACAAUUUUAAAAAUGUUAAUUUUUAUCCAUGUGAUUGUAACUAAGAUAUUUUGAUUUAAAUAACAAGAAUAAUAUGAGAUUUUAAUCUGUGGAAUAUGUUCCCA
This is a messenger RNA of Peromyscus californicus insignis, 2897 nucleotides long. It is a transcript of the gene Foxa1, whose product is annotated as forkhead box A1. Gene Ontology annotation, molecular function: DNA-binding transcription factor activity, RNA polymerase II-specific; RNA polymerase II cis-regulatory region sequence-specific DNA binding; transcription factor binding. Gene Ontology annotation, biological process: cell differentiation; anatomical structure morphogenesis; regulation of transcription by RNA polymerase II. NCBI's taxonomy places the organism in Eukaryota, Metazoa, Chordata, Mammalia, Rodentia, Cricetidae. The record is from RefSeq and is a predicted model, not a curated record.